UUCAAAUACUGUACAUCUUACUAAUCUUUUUUUAUUAUUAUUUGUUAUAAAUGCAGAUUGUACAAUAACAUAAAUAAUCUUAUUGAGUGUACUUUGUGUGCUGCUUUUUUGUAAUAGGGACCCACUUUGACUAGGUGUAUGUGCUCAGUAAUGUCAUCUCAAAAGAUUUUCACACCAGGAAACUAGCAACUAAGCUUAAAAAACCCAGAAUAAGUUGGCUACCUCUUAAGUUCCUAGCUGAACAGUAAACUUGGUCAGUAGGCCUGUCUCUUUAUAAUCGGGUAAUUGUCAUUCUCCAUAUGCCUUCCCUGUAUUGUGCUUUUACACUUAUGUAAGUUUGUAUGGUCAGAACGUUCGGUUUGAGUUUAUUCAUGGACUCUUAGCAUGGAUUAAGGGCUCCACAAUAAUGGUUACACAAUAUCAUCUGAACAGCAGCUAAUGUAUAGUUCUAAAUAUGCAGUGCCUUCCAGUUUAGCCGUUCUAAUGCUGCCCUUGAACUGGGAUCAGGUGGAACAGAACAUUAACGAGGUGCAACAGUCAGCAGUCGCUAAAGUUAACCAUUUUCAGUUGCACUUUUGUUACUUCAACUUCUUAUUGUUCCCCACUAACUGAAAGGAUAAAGUGGUGGAGGCCUUUGGGUUAAACGGUCAACCAUAACUUGGUCAUUAUUGGUUGUAACCAUUUUCAGUUGCAUUUUGUUACUACAACUUCUUAUUGUUCCCCACUAACUGAAAGGAUAAUGUGGUGGGGGCCUUUGGGAUACGCGGUCGACGUUUACUCGGUCUCUAUUGGUCGAUACCAUUUCAGUUACACGCUUGUUACUACAACUUCUUAUUGUUCCCCACUAACUGAAAGGAUAAAGUGGUGGGGGCCUUUGGGAUACGCGGUCGACGUUUAUUUGGCCACUAUUGGUCGUUGAUGUUUCUAAUUGAUACCUUCCCGGGUAUUUUGAAUGUAUACUCAGGAGCAAUGCAUUAUUGGUGUAUAUAGGGUGCUCCAGUGGUCUACACCACUGCUUCUGGUGGACAUUAACUGCUACAGCAUGUGGUGGAAUCUGGCCACCUCUUCCAGCAGAACCUCCCUAUUUUCCUGUCCCGAUAAAGCGUAGAAAUGCCUGAAGGAAAUAUAUCGUCCAAGCAACAAUACAUAUUUGACGUGGUUUCUUGUUAGAUCUUAUGAAGGUUAAGGUUACUGGUUUGAGAAAAUAUUUCCUGGCAUAUGAACUGACGCCAUCUCCCUGGGUUAUUGGACUAACGUUGAUAUUUGCCUUCACAUACUUCUGGACUGAGAUGGAAACAUUGAUAGUCCAAUAGGCCUGUGUAGGCGGAGGGAGGGGAAGUUCCGUCUGUAGUGUGCUUCAAACUUUAUGGCUCCGCCGCAGAUUUUAAGGGAACAGUUAACACUUGCUCGAAUGUACUUGAACACGGUGGAGCUGAUUGCUGGAGUGGACUCUGAACUAACCAAAAGUUCAUGCCCACUCUAGUUCCCGUCCAGUCUAAGUGAAGAAUUGGGAAAUCUGGUCGCAUUUUCUUACAGAAGCUUUGUGUGCUUAGUGACGUUGGAUUCCUCAAUAGGGCAUCCCCACAGUGGCUGAAGACUGAUGUGAAGGUAAAUUUUCCCUUCAGAUCAGAAGUUCUUCCUGAAACAAUCUCUUGCUUCACAAUCGACUCGGACCAGCUACAGUACAGCCAUGUCUUUGCUGAUCCACGUUCUGGCCUGCUGCUUCGGUCUGGGAUCCUGGGUGGCGGUCAAUGGCCUGUGGGUGGAGCUACCCCUCAUUGUCAAUAUACUCCCAGAGGGUUGGGACCUCCCCUCCUACAUGACCGUUAUCAUCCAGCUGGCCAACCUGGGGCCUCUGUUUGUCACUGUUAUGCACAAACUGCGUCCGAGUCGGAUGAGGGAGAGCGCUGUUAUUUACGGUGUGUUGUCCAUUGGGAUUCUGGCCUGUGUGCUGUUGGCGUUCUUCUGGGAUGAAACCACAAUGUUGGUGGGAGCAUUUCGGAGCACAGCCUUCUUCAUCCUCACCUUCUUCCUAGCUUUGGUGGAUUGCACUUCCUCUGUCACCUUCCUGCCUUUCAUGAUGCAGCUGCCAGCAAAAUACGUCACCACGUACUUCAUUGGGGAAGGCCUUAGUGGCUUUAUCCCUGGUGUGGUGGCUCUUGGCCAGGGGGUUGGCAUUGCCAAGUGUGUAAAUGCCACAAAUUCCAUUGGGAACCUCACUAAAGACUACAUAUUCCAGACUCACUAUCUACAGCCCAACUUCACCACUGAGGUGUUUUUCUUUCUCCUGGCAGCAAUGAUGUGCUUAAGUCUGGCAGCAUUCUCUGCCCUCAACAGGCUGCCCUGCACCACUGAACUGUCCACAGAGAACCUGGUUCCAGACACUGACACAACUGUGUCAGUCUGCUCUGGCCUGGACAACCCCGCAGCGUCGAGUGAAGGGGAGAAUUCAAAUCCAAAACCUGCUACUGAGGAGGCAGAUCAGCCAGAGCUGGCUAAACCACGGCACUCUGUUUUUCAGUUAACUUUGAUCUAUUUCAUGGUAGUCUGGGUGAAUGGGGCGACAAAUGGCAUAUUGCCCUCAGUGCAGACAUACUCCUGUAUGUCCUACGGCAACUUGGCCUAUCAUCUGUCGGCUGCUCUGUCAUCCUGUGCCAACCCAGUGGCCUGCAUAGUUGCCAUGUUCUGUCCUAAAAGGUCACUAGUCCUCUUGGGUUUGCUUUGUGUCAUUGGAUCAGUCUUCGGAGGAUAUAACAUGGCAAUGGCUGUCAUGAGUCCCUGUCCACUGCUUAUAGGCUCUGUGCUGGGAGAGUCCAUCAUAGUGCUCUCAUGGGUCUUCUUCACGGGAACCCUGACCUAUGUGAAGGUAAUGGUGGGUGUCAUCCUGAGGGACGAGAGCCACAGCGCCCUGGUGUGGUGUGGAGCAGCAGCACAGACUGGCUCUCUUCUGGGCUCAGUGGUCAUGUUCCCACUGGUAAAUGUCCACCACCUGUUUCAGUCAGGAGACUUCUGUAACACCAAGUGUCCUGAAUGAUUACGAGACACUUACAUGCCUACGAGUAAGUAUAUAUUUUUCCAAGCCAGAAAGGCCCAUCUUUAAUUUCUGUGGUUUGAGGAGGUACACCCCCUGGAAAGGACACGAGUGGGGGGGAAGUGAAGUGUGUUCAGGGAAAGGACAUUGACUGGACAAGAUUAGAGAUUGGACUCUGAACAUGCCUUGAAGGGGACUGUGUCGAAAUGUUGCUCAAUGGGUCAUUUAAAAGAAUGCUUUCAUAAGGUUGAUUUUCAACCCACUCUUAAGGUUUGCACUGAUUGUUGUGAAUGUCUGCCCUUGUAUAGUGGAUUAAGCACUUUUGAACAGUUUUUCUUUUGUUUACAAUAGCCUGAAUGUUGGAAUCUUAAUAGUUUUUUAUUAUUCUGUUGUCAUACCUGUGUGAAUAUUCUGAAUACAUGGUAUAAGCAGAAUUUAGAUUCACUUCACAGAAACACCUUAACUUAAGUUAAUAAACCCUUAUCUUGAGUAAAUUA
Esox lucius (northern pike) is the source of this 3528-nucleotide messenger RNA. RefSeq names its product solute carrier family 52 member 3 (gene slc52a3-1). Gene Ontology annotation, biological process: riboflavin transport. NCBI's taxonomy places the organism in Eukaryota, Metazoa, Chordata, Actinopteri, Esociformes, Esocidae. The coding region runs from base 1691 to 3034 and encodes 447 amino acids. Gene Ontology annotation, cellular component: plasma membrane. Gene Ontology annotation, molecular function: riboflavin transmembrane transporter activity. The record is from RefSeq and is a predicted model, not a curated record. The transcript has 4 exons.